UUGGAUUUUGCAGAUGUCAGUCAAAUAGUCUUUCAUUCCGACGUUUUACUAUCAUGGCGGCCGCCGUAGGCAGGAUUUGUGGGGCACGACUUUUGCAAAAAUAUGGGAUAGUGGCUCCCCAGAUUUGUCAGCUGUCCACUAAUGCUCAUGCAUGGACUAAGAGUAGGAAAUUGUGGUUGACCACAUUAGGUGUGGGUGCGGGAGGUGUGGGUGCCUUACUGUUUGCAUUGGAACAGUCGGUACAGGCUUCAGGCACGGAAGCACAUCCCUACCACCAGCCUUGGAGCCACAAUGGAUGGUUCCAAUCUCUUGAUCAUGCCAGUAUUCGCCGAGGUUAUGAAGUUUACAAGCAAGUAUGCAAGGCUUGCCACUCUUUACAGUACAUUGCAUACCGUAACUUAGUCAAUGUGAGCCAUACUGAGGAGGAGGCAAAGGCAGAAGCUGCUGAGGUCAUGAUUAAGGACGGUCCUGAUGAGGAGGGCAACUAUUUUGAACGUCCAGGAAAACUAUCCGACUACUUCCCAUCACCAUACCCCAAUGAAAAUGCAGCUCGAGCUGCUAACAACGGUGCCUAUCCUCCGGAUCUAUCUUUGAUAGUGUCUGGUCGUAAGGGCGGCGAGGAUUACAUCUUCGCUCUCCUGACGGGUUACAUGGAAGCACCAGCUGGGGUCAUACUGCGUGAGGGACAGAACUACAACCCAUACUUCCCCGGUGGUGCCAUUUCUAUGGCACAAGUUUUGUUCGAUGAGGCUGCGGAAUACACUGAUGGUACUCCAGCGACGGCUUCCCAGUUGGCAAAGGACGUGGCAACUUUCCUACGUUGGUGCUCUGAACCAGAGCUGGACGAUCGCCGCCUCAUGACGAUCAAGGCCAUUGGAAUAUUUUCCUUCCUAGCCGCCAUCGUGUACUACUAUAAACGGCACAAGUGGUCCACAAUGAAGUCCCGCAAACUAGCCUACAAAGCGGUAUCUAAGAAGUAAAGAGUAGCGUAAAGGAUACUAUUUAGACAAUUUUUUUUUUUUCAAUAGGCAACACUUGUAAUAAAUAAUUUAUUUCUAAAUCUAUGUUUCAAUCAUGUUACCGUUACCGUUCGCUUGUUGCGAGUAUAUUAUUUAUAAAGUGUUAUAAUAAUGUUUGUGUGGAUGAGAACACAGAUUCAAUUAAUUCAAGCUGUGCUUGUGAUAAUCAAUUAAAAAUAAUUUCAGUGUACUGUACAUUAAAUAUGUUAUCGAAAAUGGCGGAA
This is a messenger RNA of Danaus plexippus (monarch butterfly), 1243 nucleotides long. RefSeq lists its product as uncharacterized. The record is from RefSeq and is a predicted model, not a curated record. Gene Ontology annotation, molecular function: heme binding; electron transfer activity. NCBI's taxonomy places the organism in Eukaryota, Metazoa, Arthropoda, Insecta, Lepidoptera, Nymphalidae. Gene Ontology annotation, biological process: mitochondrial electron transport, ubiquinol to cytochrome c. The coding region runs from base 54 to 980 and encodes 308 amino acids. The transcript is spliced from 7 exons.